Adelges cooleyi (spruce gall adelgid) is the source of this 619-nucleotide messenger RNA. Its product is annotated as NADH dehydrogenase [ubiquinone] 1 beta subcomplex subunit 2, mitochondrial-like. Gene Ontology annotation, cellular component: mitochondrial inner membrane. The coding region runs from base 159 to 524 and encodes 121 amino acids. The transcript is spliced from 3 exons. Lineage: Eukaryota; Metazoa; Arthropoda; Insecta; Hemiptera; Adelgidae. The record is from RefSeq and is a predicted model, not a curated record.
AUAUUUUGUCAGAUUAUAUGGACAAUAGUUGGUGAAAUUAGGAGUUGUGAUUUUUUUUUGUAUAGGUUUCUAGUUGAGUAAAGGAUAUAUUUAAAUUCAAGUUUACAAAUUAUAAUAAAAUAAAUUUGGUGUGUUUAUGUUAAUAUUUUAUUAUUAUCAUGAGUGGUGUAAACUCAUUUAAUAAAAUUGUUACCAGAAAUGUUGGUUUAUCCAAACAUAUCAGGUCCCUUCAUGCGACGCCUCUUAAAAGACACUGGGGUAAAACCGACACAGUCGCUCGCAGAGAAGGACUAAACGGAGAGUAUACAUUGGAUUUACAUUACGAGUUUCACUAUCGAGGCCAUUGUAAAUUUGACGAUUGGGAUAUAAAGAAAAAUAAAAUUGCUGAUGCUUCCAUGGGUAUAGUGUUAGCAUUUGUAAUUUACAAAUGUGUAACAGAACCCGAACAUAUAUUUGGGGAGUUUGAAUAUCCGGACGCUACAAAAUGGACAGAUGAAGAGUUGGGUGUACCACCUGCUGAAUAAAUAAGUUGUGUGUUAAAAUAAAUUUGUAGAUAUAUAUCAGACAUAACCUUAAUUGUUUAAAUUCAAAAAUAAAAAUAUAAUUAGUCAGUUAUGAA